AUGAAGAUGCUGAUAUUCUCCCUUCUUCUCUACCAAAACUUUGCGCUAAAGCUGUCCUACGACAUAUCCGACGGUGCUAAAAGAAAUUCCUACCUAGGAAAUAUCGUCCAAGAUGGUCAAAUUCUUGAAGCUUCGUCGGAUGCUACAUUUUCGACUGUGCGCGGCGAGGAGUUAAUUUUUGUGGAGACGAAGACUGGAGAUAUAAGAACCAGUUCCGAUGUGGAUAGGGAAAAAUUGUGCAAAAAGAAGAAUAAUGUCUGUAUAAUUACAGCGGAAGUAAUCGUCACGCCUCAAGAAAUUUUCCAAUUGAUCACCCUUGAGCUUACCAUCCUGGACCUGAACGAUCACGCACCUCGAUUUCCGUCGCCCUCAUUAACCCUCAAAAUCGCGGAAGACGAAGCACCUGGCGCUGUUUUCCGACUUGAUAGUGCAGCUGAUGAGGAUUCGGACGAAUUCGGCAUUGAGGCGUAUUCGAUUGAGCCGAAGAAUGGACAGUGGGCGAAUUUCUUUGAGCUGUUUGUUGACGACUACGGAGGGAUUCUCGUCCCGAAACUCAAGCUCAUCAAUCCUCUUGACUAUGAAAAGCUCCAAAAACUAGAAUUUUCCCUCGUCGCUACGGACAAGGGCCUUACCCCGCUUUCUGGAUCUAUGGAAGUCUUUAUCGAAAUCGAAGACAUCAACGAUCAUUCUCCAAAAUUUUCUCAGCCGCGCUACAUUUUGAACAUUUCCGAAAUGAGUCACAAAGGCGACUUGAUCCUCCGCCUCAAAGCAACUGAUGGAGAUCGAUCAGUAGAAAACGGCAAGAUACAGUACGAGUACACGAAUCAGGUGCCCGAUUAUCUCAGAGACAUUUUCUUGUUGGACAAAUCUACUGGCUACGUAACAAUCGGUGCUGAGCAAUUAGUCGACUACGAAAUUUUCGACAAAGUUUUGCUGCAUGUCAAGGCCACAGAUGGCGAUAAAGAGGAUUACGCCACGAUCGAAGUAAACGUGCUCGAUGCGAACGACAACGCGCCACGGAUUGAUGUCAAAUUUGUCGACGGCGGCAGAUCGACCGUCAGAGAGGAUUUGGCUGUGGGCAGCUUUAUUGCUUUCGUCUCUGUUACUGAUGAUGAUCUUGGACCGGCUGGAGAGGUCAACCUUACACUUGAAAACGAGGAGGAUCAAGACUUCAAACUCGUUCCUGUUCAAGGCACAGUCGAUCGAUUCAUGCUCACAAUCGCCAAGCCUCUCGACCGUGAAAUCAAGGAAGAGUCCAUCCUUACCCUCAUUGCCCGCGACAACGGAACAACUCCCCAAGAAACCCUCAAAGCCGUCAAAAUCCGAAUCGAAGACGUAAAUGAUAAUGCUCCUUCUUUCAAACAUAAAAUCUACAAUGGCGAAGUCUUGGAAAACAACGAGAUCGGAGACACAAUCGUUCAAAUCACCGCUUUUGACCCAGAUCUUGGCGAGAAUGCUGAAAUCACCUACACAAUUGAAGACCACGAAGAUCUUUUUUUCAUCGACCCGGAAACUGCCGAUCUCAAAGCUCUCAUUUCAUUCGACGCGGAAGCCUACCCCGACCCUAUUUCCAUCACCAUCAUUGCAACCGACAAUGGGCUACCCCGACAAUCAGCAACAACCACCUUCAUUUUGCAGAUCAAAAAUAUCAACGACAACUCACCCGUAUUCAAAUAUCCCUCGACAACAGUCACGAUCAAGGAAAAUGAGCCAAUCGGCACUUUUAUUACCCAACUCGAAGCAACUGAUGCAGAUCUUGACGACACAAUCGUCUAUUCCUUCAAAACCCAGACCUCCUUUUUCUCUAUCAAUUCCAAAACUGGCACCAUAAAGACGCUCAAAUCCAUCGACAGAGAACACGACCAAGCUCGUUUUGACCUGGAAGUUUCCGCAUGUGAUUCGAACAAUCUAUUUGCGUUUUCCUCAGUGACAGUUCUUGUUGAAGACAUAAACGAUAAUGCUCCAAGGAUCAUCUGGCCAAUGUCAGAAACAGACGUCGUUCAAAUAAUGAGAAAUGAGAGCGCAAAAGAUGUGAUUAUUGGAACUAUCGAUGUCAAGGACUACGACUCUGGAAAUGCUGGAAAAGUCAAUUGUGCGCUUGAAAAGAAUCAUAAAUUUCUCUCCAUCUCUGAUUGCCGAGUUAUCCUCACCCGCGAUUUGACCCGAAACGACGAUGGGCUCCACAGCCUGAGAAUAAUUGCCAAAGAUAAUGGUGUUCCACAGCUUUCUACCUCAAAGCAAAUGAAUAUUUUCGUCACCAAUGAGCUUCUCAACGACACUGCACUAGAAGAAAUUAUGGGCGAGAUCCGAAUUGUGCCGGAAAAGCUGAUCAGUUUCAAUGGAGGAAGCAUCUUACUGUUGGCGUUUGGUGGAGCAGUCACUUUCGUGCUGUUGAUGAUUAUUGUUGCUUCGAUUGUUUGCGCUAGACAACAACGCGAAAAACAGCUUCAACUCUCCUCAACUCCGAAGAAAUCUCCAAGAACUCCUCCCCAGCACUCUCCCGCUCGAGAAUGGCGCAUGGACGUCAUGUGGGAAUCUCCUUCCCGCAGCGCUGGAAUUCCUCGAAGCCUUUGCGAGCCAAACAACGCGACUGACAGCCUCAGUUACGUCGACUCCGGCGCUGGCGAGUCCUUAUCCGAUCAUGUAAGCUCCAACGCUGCCCAACUGCUCGAAGAAGGACAGAUGGUGGAUUCAAACGGAUUGUACAAAGCUCCGUUGAUGAAAAAGCCGAGCUUCAAAACAUUCGUCGACGAAGUUGAAUCUGAUCGAAAAAGCAUCGAGCUUUUUGACGAAGACAACUAUGUUCCAAGCUAUUAUCAUUGA
This is a messenger RNA of Oikopleura dioica, 2823 nucleotides long. Lineage: Eukaryota; Metazoa; Chordata; Appendicularia; Copelata; Oikopleuridae. The record is from the annotation of a GenBank genome assembly.